UGUUCCUCAAAAAAAAAAAAGUUUUCAUAGAUGAUGAUCUAAUCUCAAGUGACUCUGAGGGGCCAGGGCGCACAAUUUGCCAGCAAGCCUAACUCUUAAACCCCACAUCAAUAGGGAAUUGGGAAUUAGGGAAAUUAGGGUUUUAUCAUACUUCCCAAAAUCAUAGCCAAUUUAUUUCUUGCACCCUCUAAAAUGGCAGCUGCAAUCUCCAAACUUUCAAUUCUAAGAAAACCCAAAAUUUCUAUUCAUCCUUGUUAUUACCCCUGUCAAAAACUCUUUUGUAACCCAUCAAUUAGCCGGUUAUUUGCAGCAGCCACUGAAACUGUUGAUGAAACAGAAUUUGUGUUUAAGCUCUCUAAUUCAGAAAAUCACCCAGAACCAGGAGGUGAUUUUAAAGUUGCAGAAUGGAAGAAAUUGAGUUCUGAAGAACUUGGCAUUAGUACUUCAAUGAUUUCUAAGCCUACAAGAGUGGUCCUUAAGGAGCUCAAGAAAAAUGGGUAUGACGUUUAUCUUGUUGGAGGCUGUGUAAGAGAUCUUAUUUUGAAGCGCAUACCAAAAGAUUUUGAUAUAUUAACCUCAGCAGAGUUAAGAGAGGUGACAAGAACAUUUCCACAUUGUGAAAUUGUUGGGAAAAGGUUCCCAAUUUGCCAUGUGCAUAUCGGUGGCCAUGCUAUAGAGGUAUCAAGUUUUAGCACUGGACGACAGAUGCACAACAGGAACCAAAGUUUUUCGGUAGCAGGACCCAUUUCCUGUGACGUGAAGGAUGAAAUUCGCUGGAGAAACUGUAUGCAGCGGGACUUUACAGUUAACGGGUUGAUGUUUGAUCCUUUUGCAAGAUUAGUCUUUGACUAUUUGGGGGGCCUCAAAGAUAUUAAAAAGUCAAUAUUGCGGACUAUUAAUCCUGCGAGCGCCUCAUUUCGGCAGGACUGUGCUCGAAUUCUGCGUGCAAUUCGAAUUGCAGCCCGAUUAGGGCUUUCUGUUUCUCAGGAAACUGCUGAAGCUGUACAAGGCUUAUCACCUUUAAUAUUCAGGCUCAAUAAGGGUAGAAUUCUUUCGGAGCUAAAUUACAUGCUUGCUUAUGGUUCCGCUGAAGCAUCUCUAAGAUUGCUGUGGAGAUUUGGACUGCUGGAACUAAUUCUCCCUCUUCAAGCAGCGUAUUUUGUUUUCUGUGGCUUUCGGAGAUGUGACAGUAGAUCAAACAUGCUUCUGGCGAUGUUUGCAAAUCUGGACAAGCUUCUGGCAGCAGAUAGGCCUUGCCACAGUAGUUUAUGGGUCAUGAUUUUGGCUUUUCACAAGGCUCUAUCAGACCAAGCUAGGGUUCCUUCAGUCAUCGCUGCCUUCGCUCUUGCGGUUAAUAACGGUGGGCACAUUGACGAAGCAGUUACUAUUGCGAGCUCGAUUUCACGUCCAACGGAGCAAAGCUUUUGUGAAAUUCUAGAACCUCAGAAUUUGGAGAUAGCAGCAUUGAGGCAAGAGGUUCUAUCCCUUGUAGCAUCAGUACAUUAUGCACUUUCGGAUAUGACAAAUGUGAAAGCCGUGUCAAAUGCAAUGGCUAAAUAUCCACAGGCGCCUUACUCCGAUUUGGUAUUUAUCCCACUGGGAUUGUAUUUGGACGUUUGCAAGAUUUUUGAAUGCGUGGAGAAUGGUGGAGAGACCGGGCUUUUGUCCAAGCAAGUUGGUAAAAUAAAUUACGAGAUGUUAGCUGCUGGACAAUUGCAGGAAGUCCGACACAUUUUUGCUAGGGUAGUUUUCGAUACUCUCUACCCGAGUAGACUAGUUGAUGACCAUACUAAUGUGUAAGACUUAAGAGCAAUAGGAGAACGAACAUAUAUACUUGAAAAAAAUAUUUCAAACUGUAAAAUAUCGUACUUUCGGCAGGUUUUUUGUUCGGAAGAAUUCUUAAAAUAAUGAAAUGAGAUGCAUAGAAAAGGUUCUAUCUGAGGCUUGGCUUCGGAUCUUGUUA
Molecule: messenger RNA, 1963 nt
Organism: Amaranthus tricolor (Joseph's coat)
Lineage: Eukaryota; Viridiplantae; Streptophyta; Magnoliopsida; Caryophyllales; Amaranthaceae
Exons: 13
Coding region: 193-1800 (535 amino acids)
Biological process (GO): RNA processing
Molecular function (GO): RNA binding; nucleotidyltransferase activity
Source: RefSeq, a predicted model, not a curated record